CAUCUUGGACGGUGUGACUGCGUGAUGUCAUGGCUAUUGGACGGGGUUGGUGGGACGAACGUGACGUUUGGAGCACGUAAGCGGUGUUUGUCGUGUGGUUGCGCGAAAACUUGGCGAAGUAUGGGAAUCUGAAAUACUGCGUGUCAAAGCUGUGAUGGCGACAUCUAUGACGAGAUUACAGAAGUUAUCACUUUACAAAAGUUUGCUUAGGGAAAGUGCCAAGUUUUCGUCCUAUAACUACAGAACCUAUUUCAUUAGGCGAGUCAAGGACGGAUUCCGUGAGGGAAGGACGUUAGAAGACCCAAAGAAGAUUGCAACUGAGCUUGAGAAGGCCAAAAGCACGCUUGAGGGUCUCAAACGACAGGUGGUGAUCCAGAACAUGUUCGAGCCCGGCCGGCUGGUGAUCGAGAAGUAGCCGGUCGACAGCGGGGCGCGGCGAUGUCGGAGCAGGCGACCGCCGAGCCGCCGAGCCAGACCCAGACGGUGACGGCGCCGGCCGAGCCGCCGGCCGACACCGAGCCCACGCUCCACCUGCGCCUCGUGCGGCCGCACAACCCCCGCCGGGUGUGCUGGCAGUCAGACACGGUCGACAACGAGCACAUGGGCAAGAAGAAGUCCAAGUGCUGCUGCGUCUACCGCAAGCCCAAGCCGUUCGGCGAGAGCAGCUCGGACGAGGAGGACGAGUGCAAGAACUGCGUGGGCCACAGGAAGCCGAAGUCACCCGCUGAAGGCGGGGAGCAGGCGGGGGGCGCGCCGGGGCCCGCCGCCAACUCCGGGUCCGGCUGAGGCGUCUGGUGACCGGGGUGACCGGGUGACCUGAUGACCUCUUGACCUCCUGAUGACCUGAGUGACCUCCUGGUGACCUGGGGCAGUCCGGCGCUCCUGGUGACGCGCGUUCCUACACCGACGACCUUGUCUUCUGGGCCGGGCGCCGCGGAUACUCAUCGUUUCCGGCGUCCGCCUUUGCGGGCUUGUGCCGUUGGUGCCUGUCUCAGUGUCGCUGCCUUGUUGGUGGGUGUGGGUGCAAGACUCGUCGGGUAAGCUGCACGUUUUUAGCUCGAAGAUGCGCUUGGCGUUAUUGUGGCAUCGUGCCAGCGUAUUGCGUAUUGUGCCUGCGACCGGACAACGCGGCGUCCCGACGCUGCAGUAAGUAGGCCAUGUAGUGGAAAGCGUGUCGUCGGCUUGGCACGCAACUGCAAGGAUUUGCGAUCCAUGUGCUUCUACCUUGCUGUUUGGCUAACCACUGUUGCCGUGUACAUGUGACGCUCACAAUACAUUAGCUGGUUGUGCGUUUUGA
This is a messenger RNA of Pollicipes pollicipes, 1297 nucleotides long. RefSeq names its product E3 ubiquitin-protein ligase PPP1R11. Gene Ontology annotation, cellular component: nucleus. The coding region runs from base 439 to 786 and encodes 115 amino acids. The transcript has 4 exons. The record is from RefSeq and is a predicted model, not a curated record. NCBI's taxonomy places the organism in Eukaryota, Metazoa, Arthropoda, Thecostraca, Pollicipedomorpha, Pollicipedidae. Gene Ontology annotation, molecular function: protein phosphatase 1 binding; protein serine/threonine phosphatase inhibitor activity.